Glossina fuscipes is the source of this 3420-nucleotide messenger RNA. Its product is annotated as sphingomyelin phosphodiesterase 4. The transcript has 8 exons. Bases 207 to 2522 code for a protein of 771 amino acids. NCBI's taxonomy places the organism in Eukaryota, Metazoa, Arthropoda, Insecta, Diptera, Glossinidae. Gene Ontology annotation, biological process: sphingomyelin catabolic process; ceramide biosynthetic process; glycerophospholipid catabolic process. Gene Ontology annotation, molecular function: sphingomyelin phosphodiesterase D activity. The record is from RefSeq and is a predicted model, not a curated record.
UAGAGAUAAAAACGCGCAAAAUUUGUUGUCUCAUUAAACAAAAAUUUUGGAUUUAUAAGUAACAUAUUUAUUGGCUUGGUCCAUCUUAACUCAACAUCUCAAAAAAAAAAAAAAAAACAAGAACAAGAAACGCGUUUAUGUAUGAAUAACACAAUACGUUUUUAUAUAUUUUGUCGUCUACUUGUGUUAAGGGUUUUUUUCUAAAUAUGACACAAUAUUAUGAUAAAAACGUAAAUCGUGUUCUGGAGUUGCUGAACUAUCCGAUAUUAGAACGUUGCAAUGAAUUGAAAAUUCUAUUUAAUGAGUGUAAUAUCCACGAAUUGCAAGAUAUAUUUCCUAACGUAGUCCAGUCUGUUUUUGGUAUAGGAAAUCGCGGCAUUGGUUGGGGUUUAAGAACAACCACCAAAAAGAAUGCGCCACAGUUUUUUGAUACAUUAUUCGAAUUCUUCGCUCCUAUGGGACCAAUAUUUCAAAUAUGCUAUCGUUUGCUAAACGAUGCUAUAAAAUUUGAAAUAAAUUUAGAUCAAUUACCGCAUAAAAUAAACGAGAUGAUACAGACUGGCCAGUAUUCCAUAUUCUACGCAGAUCUGUUCAAUGUUGAUACUUUUCGUAGGCAAGUGAUAUCAUUGUCUCUGAACGCAUUCGAUUAUUACAUAUUGCAUUUUUGUAUAUACGCUACAUUUCCAUUGCAUAAAAUGUAUCCGGCAGCUCUACAAGUCCACAAUGAGCAUAUGAAGACUGUGUAUUUUUUCCUAACAGCUGAAUACUUAUGUAAUUUUUUACCUUGCCGGCCGGAUUCGGUUGUUAUGCCGCCGAAUAUAUGCCCCACUGUGAAAGCGCCGCAACCUAUGCCAAUACAACCGCUGCAACCAAAACGUUCACCAAAAUAUUUGAAAAUUCCUAGCGCUAGCGUUUACGAUGCGAGUAGCAGUAAUACACAAUUUAUACGUAACACAGUUUCACCAAGGGUGCAUGCUUGGCGAACAGAGUCUGUGCUACACUUCUUUAUUGAUACAUGGUUACGUUAUGACGUUGAUGAAACAAGGGAUUUACCCAGUAGUGAGUUUAUACGAGUGGUACGAAUUCUUAUUAAACAGACUCAUUCGUUUGCGAACUCGGCUUAUAUUGAUGAAACACCUAUGGUUACUUUACGUAAGCUUGCUCAACCUAUGAUGAGAGUACCAUUUUAUCCGUUCCUAAAAAGUACAAUGGGACGUUGGCCUUUGGAUAGCUCAUUUUCGGUGGUGUUGGAGUUAUGGUUGAGCUAUAUUCAGCCGUGGCGUUACGGCUUUGAUUGGCAGUUACAAAAAUCAAAUGAAAACAAUAUAGAAUUCUCAUCAGAUAAUCGAUACCAAACCUUCAUACUCGAUAAUCUGAUUAUCUAUACACAAAUAUUUGUGCAUAUAUUGCCCCGUUUUGAACGACUAGACUUCACUUCAUUGCCUAAUGUCAUUAUGUUGCACCGUUUGGUGAAGGUUAGUAAGGUGUUCAAUCAAACUGGAUUGCCAGCGAAAUUAUUACAAGCCGAGCAGUCUUUUGGAGGAAAUUAUUUAAAAUAUGAUUCUCCUCGAAAACAAAACACGUUUUUAUGUGCUGCUAAUUCUACGGGCUCCUACGAAUGGGACAAUCUACAUUAUGACGAUGGGUAUACACCUAUGUUCGGUGAUGCCAUGCAAAAUACGAUAACGAAAUUUCUCAAAACAAUAUGCAUAGCUCGGGAUCAAGUUAUAAAGGAAAUAAUUGCGAAGACGGAAGAAAAUGAGGAACGUUAUAAAUCAUUUGGUAUUUUUAAAAGGAUUUUUAAUAAAAUUUUUGAAGAAAUGUCGUGCGAUGUACAAAAAAUGAAAGAGUGUAAUAAAAUACCGGACAUACUGGAAUCGGCUAUGAACACCCUUGGCGGAAUGUUUAACGUAGAUGUUCCUGAUAUAUCAGGGGAAGAAAUCGAUACAUCGUCGCCAAAUUGUACUCAGGCUAACUUUUCUUUGUACGACGAUAGUAAUUACUUGGAUGUCUCACAUAUAUCGCCGUUUCAGAUGAUGAACAACUUAGCCAAUAUUAAGGCUUCAGUUGAUCCCGCUUUGCUACCCAUACAAACAUAUGAAUGCGCUUUUUUAGUACGUUUGCUGCAUCGUUUGUCUUGCAAAAUGAACGAAAAAUUUCAUCAAGAAAUAGAAGCGCUUUGGUAUCGAUCUGACAUAAAAGGAAAGCUGGCACGUCGAAUAUUUUAUGGUCCAAUGACGGCACAAUGGUUCGAUAAACCUUACGGUAAGCUGUAUAGCAAACCAUUCAAAAUUUCAAUGAUCACUUCUUUUGUGGGCUCAAUUUUUCCUCUAGGAGAAAGUGCUUUGUGCGAACAACAGUUACCACCCCGCUUAAGCCUGCGCUACUUUGCUUCUUACCAAUGCUUGUUUUUCGUGGCAAUAUUCUGUAUAAUUGGCUAUAUUAAGUGCCAUACCGUCAUUAUUGGUGUAAUUACAGCUAUAAUGGUUUUGUUGACCUUCUUAUAUAUGUGUUCUUUCUGAUAAUUGCUGUCUUGUGUUUAUUAAUCAUUUGGUUUGUAAUAAAAACACAGUAAAAGGUAAAUCAUUUACCUAUUUGUAGUUAUUAAUUAAACUACCUGUUUUAAGACGUAAUGACGUUCUAGCAGCGUUUUAUGGCACUCGUUUUCGGAUGGAAGGAAAAGUCAUAGAAUAAUAAUAUUUGAGUAAGUUAAUAAGCAUACGUUUAAGCACUAAAAAAAAUAACUUUCGCAAAAUAUUAAAAACUGGUAGCACCAGGGCCAUUCUCGAGAAACAUCUUUAAUUUAGAUGACAACUGAUGCCAAUUUGAGUUUAGAAGAAACGAAAACAUCAGACUACAGGGCCAUGCAUCCAGCAGCCAAAAGUCACACGCCAACAAGCGUUUAACGUCAAAAAUUUUCAUUUUUUAUUGGACUUUAACAAUACCAAUAGAUAAAUUAACUUUCUGGGAUUAGCGAGUAUAUGAAUAAAAAUUUCCAAUUUUCGUUUAAUAAUAAAUAAUCUUAAUCCAAGUUCCCUAACUACCUUUUUGACAUUCGCAAUUCAAGUCCGUUAGCGUCAAUUAAGAAUAUGUCUGCAUUGUCCUCGUGAUCGUGAAAUUAACAACCACAGAUGCAUAGACGGAUAAACAGGAAUGAAUCAACUUAAGAAUAUGCAUACUUUACCGCUUUAAUAGGAUGGACAUAUCUAAUGUUAAUUGAUCCUUCGAACGAUCGAUCGAUAUGAAAAAGAAAUACUAUAUAUGACUUGGACCUACUCAAUUGACAUCCAUAAUAUUUAUGAAGGCAGAUAAUUUCUGUUCAAUCUGCGUAAAUUUAAGAGGAUCAAUGAAAUGAAUGUUGAUAUGUAUUCACGCAUAUAUUUCACACAUAAAUUAUAUAUAUAUAUAUAUCUGCAUAUU